This is a messenger RNA of Formica exsecta, 2673 nucleotides long. RefSeq names its product fatty-acid amide hydrolase 2. Lineage: Eukaryota; Metazoa; Arthropoda; Insecta; Hymenoptera; Formicidae. The record is from RefSeq and is a predicted model, not a curated record. Bases 281 to 1858 code for a protein of 525 amino acids. The transcript has 10 exons.
UUACAUUGGUACAUCCAUUGAGCGGUGGGUGGGUGACGGUUUGUCGAUGUCAGUGUGCUCGUCGCUCCUUGGAAGAAACGAGUCACGAUCGGAGAGGCAGUCGUCGUCAGGUGCUCGAAAAUAAAAAAGAUCAGCGACCGUGUCUCGUUGACGCGGUCGAGGAAGACAAAUAUUAUAGCGGAUUGCACAGGAUCGUGUAAAGAUUAUCCCGUCGAUGACUGUUGGUUCGAACCGUUCGCCCCUUCGGUGAAUAUCAAUUGAAAAGCAAACGUGUGGCAAGAUGCAAAUUUGGCAAGUCCUGAACGUGUUCCAUCGCCUCGUGGAAUUGAUCGUGAGAGGAACAUUAUUGUUAAUCGCUUACAUCAGCGGGCCGGCAGACUCUCAACCACCUAUCAAAGAUUUAACUCUCCUGCACAGCGCGACUACUUUAGCGUUAAAAAUUCGAAACAAACAAUUAACUUCGGAGGAAGUGAUAUCUUCGUAUAUAGAAAGAAUAAAAGAGAUUCAACCGAUACUCAACUGUAUAGCUGCGGAACGUUUUACGGAGGCUCUUGAAGAAGCGAGAAAAUGCGAUGAACUAUUGAAAUCUCAGGACGCCCCGUCCGCAGAUUUGUUAGCCAAAGAGAAACCAUUGUUUGGUGUACCUUUUACUACCAAGGACUGUAUAAGAGUAGCGAAUAUGCAACAAACGGCUGGUCUAGUUAAACGAAAGGACAUUAGAGCUGAUAGAGAUGCAGAAGCGAUAAAAUUAAUGAGGUCAGCUGGAGCUAUACCUCUAGCAUUGACAAAUGUCUCGGAGCUGGCUAUGUGGUGGGAAAGCAGUAACUGUCUGUUUGGUACUACUAAGAAUCCCUACAAUACGAGACACAUUGUAGGCGGUUCUUCGGGUGGCGAAGGCUGUAUACAAGCAGCAGCUGGAUCGCCGGUUGGAAUUGGCUCGGAUAUUGGCGGCUCUAUUCGUAUGCCAGCAUUCUUCAAUGGUAUUUUUGGCCAUAAGCCAUCUAAAGGAAUAGUCUCGAAUGAUGGUCAAUACCCUAGUGCACACAGUGAUGACCAAGAUCAAUUACUCGCCAUUGGACCAAUGUGUAGAUACGCUCAAGAUAUUACAUUAAUUCUUAAGAUACUCGCAGACAAGAAUGCCGACCUACUAAAGCUGAAUCAAAAAGUUGACAUCUCACAAAUCAAGAUCUAUUAUAUGGAGGACGACGGCGGUCAAUAUUUAAUUUCCCCCGUGGAUCCAGAAAUAAAGGACGCAAUGAGAAGAAUAUUGAACUAUUUCGAGAAGGCGCACAAGAUUAAGGCCACGAAACUGACUGUAAAGAAAUUAAAAAAGGGUAUAGCUCUCUGGUUGGCAAAUAUGACGGCCAAGGAUCAGAAGGACUUUUCAUACGAGUUAACCAAUAGGAAUGGCCACAUUAAUCUUUACUGGGAAUUCGUUAAGUGGAUAUUAUGUAUGAGCGAUCACACUUUGAUCGCUCUUAUCACUGCCGCAUUCGAAAAAUGUGGCAUGAAGCAUGGAAGUGAGGAACAUGUUCGUCUUAUGCAACAAAGUAAAGAUCUUUGUCAGGAAUUUAAGGACAUUUUGGGAGAAGAUGGUGUGUUCUUAUAUCCGACCCAUCCAACUGCAGCUCCCAUGCACCAUGAACCGUUGUUCAAGCCAUUCAAUUUUUCUUACACUGCAAUAAUUAAUGUGUUAGGCCUACCGGCUACGGCUUGUCCGUUAGGCUUAAAUAAACAAGGGCUUCCUAUUGGGAUACAGGUCGUAGCGGGACCUCAUCAAGAUCGUCUGACGCUUGCCGUUGCGGAAGAAUUGGAACGAGGUUUCGGAGGUUGGGUACCUCCGGCAAUAAUAGCUUAACACUAUCAGUACUAUUAUGGACAAUAAUUCAAUGAAUGAAUGGCAUACACAUAACGCCUCAUCUUACCAAACCCUGCCAUCUUUCUCUUGCGAAAUAUUAUACUAUUUAUAUCAAAGAUUUUCAUAUGUAUGCGAACACAUUAUCAAGAUCAAGUACAAACUUAUAUAUGAAAGUUAUAUAUAUAUAACAUGCAUUUAAUAUGAAAUAUAUAAUUUGUUACAUUAUUUUAUAUUCUGUAAGUUUCAUGAUACAGAGUACACGAUAUGUUAUUAUUACUUGCAUUUAUGUGAAGUUCCAAGAAAAUAUUUGUAUUACAAUAUCUCUAAAUACGAGAAUGUGAUCUUUCUCAAUCUUGUAAUCAGUUGUUAAUUGGGACUCCUUGAUAUAAUAUAACAAUUAAUGUUGCGAUCAAUAUUGAUGUAGCUGAUUGUAUUGAUAUGAAGACAGUAUUUUACCCGAUUUGAUAUAAAAUUGGAACGCCAUCGCAUAUGUGCACUCUUACAUGAAAAAAGAAAAAAACCUGAAACUUCUUUCAAACCGGAUAUAUAUGAAAAAAUAGAGUUGUAUAUAAUAUAAUAUAAUAUUCACUAUUGUAUAUGUAAAAUUGCAGUACAUAUUUAUGUAUAUAUGCCUCAUAGAUUUCUAUAUAGAAUUUUCUAUUUUCAUACGUGAUAUAUGUAAACUCAGAUGGUAGCAGGGUGCUUUUGGUAUUAUAUGAUGAUAAUAUGCGCGUUCAAUGUUAUUUAAAAUAUGUAUUGAUGUUGAGAAUUUAUACACAUAUAUUUUAUCUACCAAGAAAUAAAUUUUUAUUAUA